AUGGGUGGGGGGAGGAAUUCUGGUGGUGGUGGUGGACUAGGAGAUGGUGGAGGUGGUGAUGGAACUAAUGGUGGUGGAGGAGGUGGAGAAGGCGGUGGCGGCGAUGGCAAAGGAGGUGGUGGCGAGGGUGAAGGCGGCGGUGAUGAUGGUGGUGGAGCAGCAGCUAAAGGUGGGGGUGCUGGUGGUGGUGGAGAUAGUACUAAUGGGGGUGGGGAGAGCACUAAUGGGGGUGGAGAUGGUACUACUGGGGGUGGAGAUGGUGGAGAUGGAAGUGAAGGAGGGAAGGGGAGUGUAGGAGGAGAAGGCGGGAUACGUGGGGGUCGAGGAGAGGGUCGAGGUGUUGGGUCAAAAGGGUUGCUUGGGGAAGGGUUUAUAGGGAAGGGCCAUUGGCCACAGGUUCCAAACAGGUAUUGA
Prunus armeniaca (apricot) is the source of this 414-nucleotide messenger RNA. Lineage: Eukaryota; Viridiplantae; Streptophyta; Magnoliopsida; Rosales; Rosaceae. The record is from the annotation of a GenBank genome assembly.